This is a messenger RNA of Ostrea edulis (European flat oyster), 2950 nucleotides long. RefSeq names its product F-box/WD repeat-containing protein 7-like. Gene Ontology annotation, biological process: ubiquitin recycling; proteasome-mediated ubiquitin-dependent protein catabolic process. The coding region runs from base 116 to 2347 and encodes 743 amino acids. The record is from RefSeq and is a predicted model, not a curated record. The transcript has 14 exons. Gene Ontology annotation, molecular function: ubiquitin binding. Gene Ontology annotation, cellular component: nucleus; cytoplasm. Lineage: Eukaryota; Metazoa; Mollusca; Bivalvia; Ostreida; Ostreidae.
AGAGUUAUCCACCCCUACGUGUUGUUUGAUUUGGCAAGAUGGCGGACUUGUGAAAGAGGGUUGGUAAACCAGAAAUGAUGGUUUUCAGAUCUGGAAUCCAGCUGUCCUGGAAACCAUGGCCAGUAAGAAAGUAGAUAUAAACACAGCAAAUCUUCAGGACUUUGCUCAGCUGUCUGGAAUAGGGGUCAGAAAGGCACAAGCAAUAAUCAAAUACAGGAAGGCAGUGGGAGGUUUUUCCAGUAUAUCUGAUUUGAGUGAAGUACCGGGGCUUGGUUAUGGCAUCAUAGAACAGAGCAGGAAUUGUUUGGUGUGUAAAGUGGCGUCCAAGUCCAGACACCGUGCUGCAAGGGGGAGGAAAUCCAAAAGUGAUGUAGAAGCUGUUGAGAGUGAUGUCCCUGUUGAAUCCCCCCGACCUUCCACUAGCGCUGGUCGUUCAUUGCGGUCUCGCCUCAUUGAGACCCCGAGCACAUCACUGUCAGAUGAUAGCAGUACCCUCAGUCAUGGAAAGUCCGAGGGAGGAACAUCGUCAGAGACAGUGAGGAGGGAGGAGGAAGAUGAUGAUGAUGGAGACGUGGAGGAGGAUUGGAGUCCGGAGGGCCAUAGACCUCAUGUUUCAGAUGACGAUGUGAGUAGUCCCACAGAAUUAGACUCUGCCCCGCCCUCUCCUCAAGACAACAGACGCAUACAACGAGUGAAUCACCAACGCUCACGGAUUCCUGUUCUUGUUGGCAAGAUGAAAAGAAAAAGUUAUGGAUGUAGAGAGGAAGUUUGGAUCCCACCAUUUAAAAGGCCUUGUCGUCCGGAUGACUUUGACAGUCAGAGUACCUUCGGAAAUUUGAAGAAGACCACAAUCAUUCCAUCCUAUGCUGGGGGCCAUCGUCCCAGAAUUCCCUCCAAAGACAACCCCCCUCCCAGGCUCAUGGAGUGGCUACAAACUUUCCAGACCUGGAGUAAUGCAGAACGUCUGAUGGCUGUGGAUGAACUGAUUCAGAUCUGUGAACCCACUCAAGUACGACAUAUGAUGCAGGUCAUCGAACCUCAGUUCCAGAGGGACUUCAUCUCAUUACUGCCAAAAGAGUUGGCCUUGUAUGUGCUAUCAUUCCUUGAGCCAAAAGCCCUAUUAAAAGCAGCUCAGACGUGUCGUUACUGGCGUGUAUUAGCCGAGGACAACCUUCUGUGGAGGGAGAAGUGUAAGGAGGAGGGGAUUACCGAAACUCUGGUAUAUGGUUCGAACCGACUCCGGCGCAGAACAGCCUGUCGUAGUCCAUGGAAGGCCCUCUAUAUGAGGCAGCAUCAGAUAGAACAGAACUGGAGGGCAGCCGAUCUCAGAAGUCCGAAGUUGCUGAGAGGGCAUGAUGAUCAUGUCAUCACUUGCUUAGAGUUCUGUGGUUCUCGUGUGGUUAGCGGUUCAGAUGACAACACACUCAAAGUGUGGUCGGUCAUCACAGGAAAGUGCUUAAGGACCUUAGUGGGUCAUACAGGAGGUGUGUGGUCCUCUCAGAUGGAGGAUAAUAUUAUCAUUAGUGGCUCAACAGACAGGACACUCAAAGUGUGGAAUGCUGACACUGGGCAAUGCAUCAACACAUUGUAUGGUCAUACAUCUACUGUCAGGUGUAUGCACCUUCACAAAAACAUAGUUGUGAGUGGUUCCCGGGAUGCCACACUCAGAGUGUGGGAUAUCCACAGUGGUGUGUGUAAACACGUACUGAUGGGCCAUGUAGCUGCGGUCAGGUGUGUGCAAUAUGAUGGGAAACGGGUGGUCAGUGGUGCUUACGAUUAUAUGGUGAAGGUGUGGGACCCUGAGACGGAGACAUGUAUACAUACUCUGCAGGGACACACCAACAGGGUGUACUCAUUACAGUUUGAUGGUAUCCACAUUGUGAGUGGAUCGUUAGACACCUCCAUCAGAGUGUGGGAUGUCGAAUCGGGGAACUGUUUACAUACACUGAUUGGCCACCAGUCUCUGACCAGUGGCCUGGAGUUGAAGGACAAUAUACUGGUCUCAGGAAAUGCUGAUUCUACAGUUAAAGUGUGGGACAUUACUACUGGACAGUGCUUACAGACUCUACAAGGGCCAAACAAACAUCAAAGUGCUGUGACUUGUCUCCAAUUCAAUAAAAAAUUUGUCAUCACAUCAUCAGAUGAUGGAACUGUGAAAAUUUGGGACUUGAGAUCUGGAGAUUUUCUUAGAAAUUUGGUUUCCCUGGACAGUGGAGGAAGUGGGGGUGUGGUGUGGAGGGUUCGCUGCAGCAACACUAAACUGGUGUGUGCCGUGGGAAGUCGGAAUGGCACCGAGGAAACUAAACUCUUGGUUUUGGACUUCGAUGUAGAAGACAAAAAAACUUGAGAUACUAGUGUCUAUGUAUAUGUGUGUUUGUGAUAACUCCAGUGCUUUAAGCAUAUGGAGUGUUGGUUUAAUGCAAUUACUUAUCACGGGUCAAGAGUGCUACUGCACACUAAUAAAACAUUUUGGGCAUGAUGCUUCAAACAAGUUCACCCUGUUGAUUGAGAUGUCAGUUUCAUCAUCACUUGUCAAUGGUUAGUGUAACAUUACUGUGUCAAACUGUGUGAGGGUCUCGGUGUACUAGCGUGAUUAUUCAUACCCAACAACAUAAAUGUUUGUGAAUGUGUGUUGUCAGAAAACUAGGGGCAUUCUAUAUGUGGACAGUGUGCUGUAUCUGUUGCAUUCACAAUAUGGCCAGCAAACAAUUUUAUUGGUUAAUCAUGAAAUGAUCAUUCUGUAUUUAAGAGGGUUGUGAAUUAUCCAAAGAAGGGUGUCUAGUCAAUGUGUGAACAUUUCUGAUAAAAUUCUGAUGAAAAAGCAGUUCUCAUUGCAAAAUACCUGUGAUUUGCACUUCUUUUAAUGAGCAUAUUUUAUCAAAUUGAUAUUUUCUACCUUCUGUUCCUGUUGCAGUUUAAAUGUAUAUCAAAUAAAAACAGUAAAAACCAA